Trichobilharzia regenti is the source of this 6999-nucleotide messenger RNA. The record is from the annotation of a GenBank genome assembly. Lineage: Eukaryota; Metazoa; Platyhelminthes; Trematoda; Strigeidida; Schistosomatidae.
AUAAAACACUAACACGAAAAGUUAUUGGGAAGUUUUUUUGAAAAGAUUUUGAAUAUAUGUAUAUUUCAUUGAAUAAAGUUUUAUAAAAAAGUUUAAAAGUAUAUAUAUAUAUGUGCUUUCUGUAAUGAAUAAUAUCACGAAAACAUAUAAAAAUAUACAUAUGCUAAUAGGCUGGCUGAACUCAAGUAUGUCACAUACAUUUUCACACACAUUCACACAUAAAUGAAUGCACAAACAUGUUUCUAUUCCUAUAUAUAUAUAUAUGUAUUUAUAAAAUGAACGAUAAAAAAACGUUGACUACAGUUCAGGUAACACUAUCCCACUUUUUUUUAAAAAAAAAUUCUGAUGUGAUUAUUUUUAUUUCAUGAAAGUGUCAUUUGAAAAGCAUUUUUACGCCUCCUCCUCAUCAUCAUCAUCUAUAAACUACAACGCUACAUUUUACUUCGCUUCUUCUUUUGCACCCUCAUAUAUCAUAGAAAAAAGAGGAGAGUAACAUUUAAAAUUAUUUCCGAAUGAAUUGAGAAACUAAUUAAUAAUUAAUCAACAUUUGAUUAGUUUUGUAAAUCUCCUGUUAAAAGAAUUACAAAUUAAACAAACAGACAUAUUAUGCAAUCAUCUACAUAGAUAUAUACAUACAUACAUACAUUCAUACAUAGACAUAUGCACAAUUAUCAAGACUAUUCAUCAAAUGAAUCCCCUUUAAGUCCACCAGUUGUUACACAGAUUACAUCAUCUAAUAUUGUUACACCAACACCACCAGCAGCAACAACAAUAACAACAGCAGUCACUGGGACUAUUAACACAUUAUCGAAAAGUAAAUUGGAUUUCAAUGUGUCAACCACUGCUACUACUACUACUACUAUUCCUGUGUCAGAUUUGUAUAAAAAUGAUUCAGUGACGGUGAAUUUUGUAGAGACUCGUGGAGAUACUACUCCUGUUACGCCUAUUGGAAAUAUUAGUAGUAGUGGUCAACAGACAAGUGAAUUCGCUAAAUCCUCUCUUAUUGGUAUAUCACCGAAAAUUUCUGAGUAUAUCUUAGCAAAACCGAAGCGGCCUUCAUUAAUCCGUAGAAAAGCGAAUAUUACAGAUACAGAUGCCUUCGAUGUGGUUAGUACAACUUUGGGAACAACAACAUCAACAACUACGACAAUUACUACGAAUAUUACAGGCAUUAGUAGUAGUGUUGGUGGUGGUGUUGUUGUUGGUGGUGGUGGUAGUGGGGGAAUUGAUUCAACUUUUCUAAUGACUAAAAAGACUAAUUCAACAGAAGAACAAAAUCAUGCCGUAUUAUCCCCCUCGACAACAUCAAUAUCCUCAUCCUCGUCAACAUCGAAAAAGAAUGAUCCAGGCAUUGAAUAUAGUAAUAAACUGAAAUCAUCAACACAACAAACAUGUCCACCGCUUCAACAGUGUCCUUCAUCCUCUGCAGUAUCUCCAUUAGGCUGUAGCCUACAACAUGAUUCAUUGGAUCAUUCACCUGGAAGUAAAAGUCGGGAGAAUAUCAACACUCCAUCUGUUCCUGUCACGAGCAGAAAUAAAUCCAAAGAGAAUGAAACCUCUUCAUCAAAUUUAAUCAAUAAAACUGUAGUGAAAUCUGCUUCAAUUUCACCAUCGAAAAAGCAUCGUUUAAAGCAUCAAAUCUCACAGCCAAUGAAUACACGGAAUCGUACCUCACGUAAAAUGAGUACAUCAUUAUAUUGUAAUUCAGAUACAAGUUUUUUAUCUAUGCUUGCAGCAAGUCGUCCAUCUGCAGCUAAAGGUUUAUUGGGUGUAGCAAGUGCAGCAUUAGCAGCAGCUAGAGCUGGUACCUUUUUAAAUACACCUGGAACUAGUGAAACGCUUAAUACAUCUAGUAAGCUGGAUAAUAAUGCAAGAAGUUCGCAUUCUGCUGAAAGAAGUCAACAACAACAACAACACACUUAUUGCCAUUAUCAUCAGUAUCAUCAUCCGGAUAACAGUCAUCAUCAAAUAGGAUGUGUAUAUUGUUCCAAUUGUCCACUGAAAUCAUCAUCUCUACAACACAGACAAACAUUAUCACCAUCAGAUAAAAUGAAUUGGUUAGGUGAACAGUUAUUGUUACACGGGUAUAAGACAAGACGAUUUUCUGAUCCCGACUUAAAUGUCACAGAUGAAUGCAUCGAUACAGCUUAUUUAAAAUUAUUAAUCUAUUUAACGCAUAAAUCUCCACAUAUCUUCGAAGAAGAUCCCUUGCAGUAUUACCCUGAACAAUUGUUACCUGAGAAUUAUAUCCAGAAUAAUCGUAAAACAUCUCUGCAUGAUGUAAUCCCAACAACUGGAAAACCUGUCAUCGGGUCAGAGAUACCAACUGAUGAAUUAACUAAUUUUAAUUCUGGAAUUUAUACAAGUUUAAUGGAUUUAAAUGCUGCAAAUUUUUUAUCACCAGGGAAUGAUUUAAGUGAAAUAAAUCAUUCAUAUUCUGAUUUCUUAGAGGCAAAAGAGCAUUCCAAUGUAUGCGCGUGUUGUCGACCAGGUAUAUCUAAUCAGGACUUGGAUAGUAAUACUACCACUAAUAAUAAUAAUCUACUAUCGACACAGUCUUAUCAACAUCCACAGCAUCAUUCCUCAUCACUUCAACAACACAAACCAGUUGGAUUGAAUAAAUAUGAAGUGAAAUCUGGUUUAUCUAAAGGUAACACUGCGAUGACAGUUCCUGUGAAUAAACCAAGACGUGCUGGACUCGAUGCAAUUGGAUUAGAUUUUAUGCGUGCCAAUGGUGCAAGACCAGGUUUAAUACAAUUAAGACAUGUGAAAGAGUUUAAAGCCGCUAAGGAACUAGAACAACAACAACAACAACAGCAACACCAACAACGGAAAGAAGAAGUUCAUGAGUCGAAGUCAAAAGUGAUGAAGCAUUCAAAUAUUGCUAAAAUUCCAAUCGGUUUAUUCCCUGCGAGUACAACAUCAACUAGCAGUGGUCCAAGUAGUGGUGCAACUGGUGUUAGUGGCCAAGGGAAUGUAAGUGGAGGUGUGUUUGGAACACAUUCAUCAUCAAGUCCAUUUCAUCAUCUUAUAUCUGGUGGUGUACUCGGUGCUACUGUAUUGACAUUAGCCGCUAAAGAUGGUCGUUCAACAACAAAAGAUGCCUUAAAACAAAAUCAACAACAUCAGCAACAACAACAACAAGCACAACCUCAAGCAUCAUUAAUUUCAGUGGAUAAGCCAAACAAACAAUUGAGUGUAGAGGAUGCUAAUAUAACUGUCAAAAUAUGUGAUCGUCAAAGAAAUCAUUAUAGCACUGAAGGCUUCUUAGGUGAAACAGAUCAAGACAGUAAUUUCACAGAUUUAACGCCUCAUACUUUAUCACCACAUCAGUGUGUUGACAGUCAUGAGGCUUUAGUGGAACUGGCUCAUCAGAAUAAACUUCACCUAUCAAAUGAAAUAAGUCAAACGCCUUCAGAGAUACAUGCAAAUAAACAUCUUCGACGUCUUGAUAAAUUACGCAAUAAAUUAGCCCGUUCUGCAACAGUGACUUCAUCAUCACCGACAAAAAAGCAUCCUCCUUAUCAGAUGACAAAUACUACUCAUCAGCAUGAAUCACAGACAAUUGGAUUACAAGAGACGCUGAGUGUACCAGGUUUGACAAGAGGAUGGACUGAUGACAGUGAUUAUACGGAUGACUAUAAUAUUUAUAAACGAAAUAACUCCACAGAGACAGAUGGUCGACCGCCUAGUCAUGACAGUAGUAGUAUGUCAUUGCAUACACAUUCUGCUGUUCUCUAUACUGAUUCUGGAUUAAAACAAACCGAUUCAUUGAUUCAAACCAAUCGAGGCUCCAGUUUUAAACUACCGAAUACUGAGAUAAAUUCAUUUUCAAAACAAUCAAGUCUAGAAAAGAAUGAUACAAAGGCUGUACAAUACAAUAAUAAUUCAUUAAAAAAUGAACAACGUGCAAAUAGUGUGACAAAUUAUUUAAAUAUUUUUCAAAAUUCUGCUUGUCAAACAAGAUUAAAACGAUUAAGGGAUAAUUUUGAAAAGAGUAGAAGUUCCACGUAUACCUGGAGACCAACAUGGACUAUGGGUGAGUUGUUGGAGAAUAGAACAGAUGAAGAACAACCAUUAAUGGUUACCCGGAUAUCUGGUAGUGAUUCUAGGGUAUUUCAUACCUCUGAACCAUUGAAUACUACAGCGGAGAAAAAAACGAUUACAAAACCGACACCGACACCAACAUCAAUCCCGAUGUCGAUUACACCACUGACACAAACAUCAUUUGAAGCGAAUGAAAAUGUCAGUAAUCAGAUAGUCGACGUGUGUUUAGUUAAAAAACAGGAGAGAUAUUCACCGAAUGUAACAAUAGAAAAAGCUCCUAGUGAGAAAGAUGAAGACGAAGUACAGAAAAGAUCAUUGGAAGCACCGUUAAUCAGUGUCGACUCAGAGCUGGAGGAUACAAACGAUGACAGUGAACCGAAUAUUAUGCAACGUCGACGUGAUGCUAUGAAUAAUCAACAUCAACAGAGAACAAUAAAAAAUGUUGGCUAUCGAUUAGGCAAACGUAAACGUCUCUUUGAAAAACGCUGUCGAAUAUCUGAUUUCUCAUUAAGUUUUGCUGUAUUCGGUAUAUUGGUUAUGCUAAUUGAAACAGAGUUCACAUUUGCCGGAGUCUAUGAAAAGGAUUCCAUCUAUUCAUUUAUUACAAAGUUAUGCAUAUCAAUAUCAACCUGCAUUCUACUGGGUCUAAUUCUCGCUUAUCAUGUUUAUGUGAUCAAGAUAUUUUCUUGUGAUGAUUCUAUUGAAGACUGGCGAAUGGCAGUCGAUUAUAAUCGUGUAUUUCAAAUGACUCUUGAAGUACUCAUCUGUAUAAUACAUCCAUUCCCCGGAUCAUAUCUUAUCCAAUUUCCUAUAUCGUCUUCCUUCGUCGGUCCAGGCACGGAAAUCUACUCACCACUUUAUCAUAAUUCACAAUCUGUAAAAUCUAUGAAUAUCGACAGUGGAACACCGACAGUGGCGUCUGUAGCAUCCACAGUAUCAGGUGGAUCAAUGACAACUACACAACAACUACUGUCUAAAAUGAGCAUAAAUAAAACGUAUAUGCAUAAACCAUCAACUACUCUAGCCUCUAUGCCUAGUAUUCAACCGUUUACAUCGCAUACCUCAGUGGAUCGUAUACAUGGAGGUCCAGUUAAAAUGGUGUCUAUUGAUCUGAUUCUAUCAGUUCCAAUGUUUUUUAGAUUAUAUCUACUAUUUCGUGUUAUGCUGUUACAUUCGAAAUUGUUUACAGACGCUGGAUCACGUAGUAUUGGUGCAAUGAAUAAAGUGAAUUUUGAUACAAAAUUUAUUUUUAAAACACUGAUGACAAUGUGCCCUGGCAAACUUCUUCUGGGUUUUAUUUUAUGCCUAUGGAUUGUUUAUUCAUGGACGUUAAGAGCAUGUGAAAGUUUUUAUGAUACAGAAAAUGGGAAUUUACUCAAUUCAAUGUGGUUAAUAGCUGUAACAUUUUUGAGUAUUGGUUACGGUGAUAUUGUACCGCAUACAUAUUGUGGUCGAGUUAUCGCUUUAGCAACUGGUGUCAUGGGUUCUGGUUGUACAGCGCUUGUGGUAGCUGUAUUUGCAAGAAAAUUGGAAUUAUCCAAAGCUGAAAAGCAUGUGAUUCAUUUUAUGAUGGAGAAUCAGUUAAAUAAAAAGGUGAAAAAUUAUGCAGCUAAUGUACUUCGAGAAACAUGGCUUAUUUACAAAUAUACAAAGCUUGUUAAACGUGUAGAUGCUUCAAAAGUGAGAACACAUCAGCGUAAAUUUCUGAGAGCGAUUCACGGUCUUAGACGGAUGAAAAUGGAUCAGAGGAAAGUGCAGGAUUCAGCGAAUACUUUGGUCGAUUUGGCUAAGACAUUCCAUACAGGUUUGGUACCUCGACCGUCUGCUUAUAUGUCAGUACCACAGGAGUUAUAUCGUGAGACACAAACAAAUAUUUAUGAAAUUGUUACUGACUUACGAAUGGAACAAGGGUGUUUACAACAUCGAAUGGAGAACUUAGAAACAUCUUUGAUAAAAGUACAGGAACAAUUAAGAGCCUUACCUGGUCUUAUUAGAACAGCAAUUAUACAACAACAUAUAGCCUAUCAAAAAUUAGUAACACCUCAGACAACUACAUCGACAACAGCAACAACGACAACGACAGCAACCUCAGCAACAACAACAACAACAACAAAUCAACAGCCUUCAUCAAAACCAGAAGAACACCAUAAACAAUGAGAUAUCCACGGCGGACUGUUUGAUCGAUCGACUGACUGACUGACUGAAUGGCAAGCUGAUUUUAUCCUCUUAUUUGACAUAUUGUCAAAUAUUUAUAUUUAUAUUAAAAUAGGGCAGAUGCACAGAUAUACACACACGCACACACACAAACAGACGAAAGAAAAACCAAAUCAUUGUAUCUGUUGUAUGUUUUUUUGAAGAAAACUCCUUUGUUUCACCUAGCUCACACGCACACACACACACAUACACACAAACACCCUGUAACAUUAUAGAAACUGUAUUCUGUAUACAUAUGUUAUGUUGAAGAGUAGCGGAGACUAGUUUGAACUUUGUUUUAUCGAUUCAAAAAUAAAUAAACACAGUUACUGUUGUUGUUUUUUUUAAUCAAUGCCUUCAAAAUCUUAAGAAGUAUCUGUAACUUCUUAUUUUCCCCCCGAAACCUUUAUUUCUUUAAAACUGUCUUUCAUUCAAUUGUCAACAGAAAAGAAAAGAUUUGUUUGUUUGUUUUAUUAAAGUAAAUUAAACUACACAAAAAACUGUGGGCUUUUUAAAAUUUCUGUCCAACACAUAUACAUAUUCAUUUAUUUUCUAGUCAACUACCAAACGAUCAAUCCAGAAAUCGAUAAAUACAUAAAUAUAUACAAUGAACAGAAAGCAGUAAUUUUUAAUACUAAAUGUAAAUUAUUACUAUUAUCAUUAUUAUCACGAUAAUACACAUAUAAUAGUUUAUUUAUAAUGCACAGAAAUCGAAUUGUUAUUACUAGUGUAGAUUAUUUAUAUAAAGUUAAACAUAUA